This is a messenger RNA of Nicrophorus vespilloides, 470 nucleotides long. RefSeq lists its product as uncharacterized. NCBI's taxonomy places the organism in Eukaryota, Metazoa, Arthropoda, Insecta, Coleoptera, Silphidae. The record is from RefSeq and is a predicted model, not a curated record. Gene Ontology annotation, biological process: regulation of cell cycle. Gene Ontology annotation, cellular component: nucleus. Bases 172 to 396 code for a protein of 74 amino acids. Gene Ontology annotation, molecular function: cyclin-dependent protein serine/threonine kinase inhibitor activity. The transcript has 2 exons.
AAUCAUUGGCCGAGCCAGCACGCAUUGUCUGCAACAAUUGCGGUGUGAAAAAAAUUAUUCAAAAAACUCGCCGUUUUAGCAGUUCGCGGAGAAGAGCCACAACGAUUGCUGCUGUUCCACGAUGAGUCCUUUAAUCGCAACCCAAAUAUCAUCAUCCUUCGGAUCUAUCGAAUGAUGGCGAAGAACGUUGCCCGGCGCUUAAAUUUCUCCGAUAACGAAGAUGCGAACAGCAGCAGUAAGGACACGACGGAAACGUUCCUCGUCGACAGCAUCACUUCGUCGUGCAACGAAGCCCGAGACAGAUGGAACUUUGAUUUCAAGGAGGAGAAACCUUUGGACGGAAAUUGGGAAUGGAGUGAAGUCAAGGCCAACUCGAACGAUCAGGGCAGUCCGUAAUGCAAUUACCCACAACUAUUAACUUAAUAUAUUAUUACUAUUAUUAAUUGGUGCUACAUAUAUUUAUACAAAAA